GGAUCAUAACUUCAUAAGCAUGUGAAUGUGCUUAAUUUAAGUAUUCGGCUCGGCUAAUUCAUCAACAAUGUCGAUAAUGAACAAAAUAAUUUAAAAUUAAAACAGUAUUCUCAGUAGUAAUAGUCAAUAGUAAAUAGUCUAAUAGUAAGUGAAGUAAGUGUUCUGUUCUUUAAAAAAUAAUGUAUGCGUGUAGCCUAACACUAUACACUAUAGAUAGACUAUUGUCACUAUACACUGUCCUUAAAUUUUUAAAUACUACAUAUAUAUGGGGGCAUCCAUAAAUGACGUCACAGUAAAAAAAAAAAGGGGGGGGUGUGGGUCAGAUUUUUGUGACGAUGUGUGACGAGGGAGGGGGGGGGGGCCCUCAAGCUAUGUGACAUCACAUGAAAAGCAGAACUUGUAGUAAAGAAUUUCACUUCAUAACACUGAAUUACAGAGGUUUUUUACAUUAUUAAAAAACAAAAAAACAAUUAUAGCCUAAAUAUUUCAUUUUAAAACUACUGUCACUGAGAGAAUCAGCGCGAGGUCUGAAGAAUGGCCUCUGAUCAAGUUACAGGAUGCCCAGUAGUGGGAGAAUCGGAAUGUAGUUACAAUGACAGUCGUGAGAAUUUAUGGCUAAACCUGGACAGAAGAAGUGGGAUGGAGCAGAAAAAAAGGUUGACCACGGGCAGGGAGGAGGGGGGUAUCUUAGUAAAAGCUCUAGAGCAGGGAUUCUUAAUCUUUUUUUGCAGCGUUGCAGGCCCACUCCAAUUUACAAAUUCCUUCCCCAACCGUAUACAUUAGGCCUACAUUGUAACAAUAAAAUUUUAAAUAAUUAAAUAAUUUAGUUAUCGUAGUUUUAUUUCUUUAAUUAACUUUUUAUAAACAGGGGAAAAAAUUACCAAUACACACAAUGCACCAAUGAAAUUUACCAUUGACUGCUGCUAAUCAAAAUACAUAUUUAAAAAUUUUUUUUUUUAAAAGCAACAACAACUAGCAAUUGCAGCAAAUAGAAUCAGUGGCGUAUCUAGGGUUGAUAUCACCCGGUCCGGUAAGCUCAUGGUGUCAACAACCCCCCCCCCCUUUUUUUUUUUUACGAUGUAUUUCUUCUUGUUAAACUUAGUCCAAAGUAUAAGAAAUACAAGAAAAACAAAAAAUUAAUUGAAAGUCAAGAGGUAAAUGUAUUUAAGAACUGCAACGUUCUUAGAAUCGCCCAUUGUUAUCAUAGGAUAAUUUUAUUUCUCAGAAUUUAGAUAAAAAUAGCUUCCUGCCGCUUACAAAAAUUGCCAAACACUUCAUUCGGCUAUGAAAUAUGUUCAAAUGGUGUGUUUCUGACCUAAUAAUAAGGUAACCUAAUUGCUAACGCAUCAACCUUGAAAUUUUAAUAUUAACGAAAUAAACACGCAUUUUGAUUGGUUACAUGGGUGGAAAUGUACGUGUCAUCUGUUAUUCUUUUACAAAUUUCGGUUAGACCGAUCAGUGUGUGCUCUGUAAUUAUGCUAUCUUUCAAUUUGGUGUCACCCCUUGAGUUUGCCUUAGAUGGUGUCAGCCGGUGUGGUCCGCAACCCCCUAGCUACGCCACUGAAUACAAUUUUUUGGUCUCCCGCACCUCAAGGCUGGGGAGGUACUUUUACCCCUGUUAAGGAACCACUGAUCUAGUGAAAUGUUUAUGACAUGGGUGCAGUAAUUUGAUAUCCAUGGGAGGUGAAUUUCUUAAGGGUUUGAAAAGGACAGUAGUGGACACAGGGACUUUUAAAAGGGGGGGGGGUGCAGAGAUUUGUGACGUUAUAUUUGAGGGGGGUCUAACUUUUUGUGAUGAUUUGUGACGAUGGGGGGGGGGGGGUAAAAAAUCGGCAAAAUUUGCGUGACGUCAUUUAUGGAUGGCCCCUAUACUUAUAUACUAUAUUAAUUUAUAGAGGUACUUUUACCCCUGUUAAGGAACCACUGAUCUAGUGAAAUGUUUAUGACAUGGGUGCAGUAAUUUGAUAUCCAUGGGAGGUGAAUUUCAUAAGGGUUUGAAAAGGACAGUAGUGGACACAGGGACUUUUAAAAGGGGGGGGGGUGCAGAGAUUUGUGACGUUAUAUUUGAGGGGGGUCUAACUUUUUGUGAUGAUUUGUGACGAUGGGGGGAGGGGGGUAAAAAAUCGGCAAAAUUUGCGUGACGUCAUUUAUGGAUGGCCCCUAUACUUAUAUACUAUAUUAAUUUAUAUUUAAAAAGUCUCACUAAUACUAGGCAUUAGGCCACAUAUUUUAGAUAUUUUUAUCCACUAAUCACAUAAAAAUGUCCCCACUCUAGUCUUUCACGUUUUAAACUUUUUUUCAGGAAAUAUUUAUAAUUUAUAAUACUUUAAUAGAACAAUGCCUCUGAAAUAUGUGUCAGCCCCUUAUCCUGGCCAUUGAACUGUACCGGGUACAUGAUUUGAUGAUUUGGAUAAAUGACAAUGUCCUUAAUUUCAAAUAAAAUGGUAUUCAAUAAUUUCCCCUAUCAGAUCACUAUCCAACUUCAUGAUUCAUUGAGUUUGAGUUUGGAGGUAUGGGUAUGCUCAUGUAAAUGUGCUUUUAACUGCAUUUUCAGACAUUACUGUAAAAUAUAUUUUGAAAGAAAAUCUAAUUGGAUUUAAAUUACGGUUUUUCAUAUAAAAAUGAACACAUCCUCUUUCCUCCCACUGAAAUGUGUUUGGGGUAGGCAGUUAAAUACAUUAUUUUAUUAGUUUUAAAACUAUCUAUUUACUAUAGGCCUAUACCAAUUUAAAGAGUGUAACCUAUUUGAACUUUGAGAGAUUUAUAUACUCAUCAUAAUAUUCACCCACCACCUCUGCAACCUAUUUUCUGCUGCCUAAUUUAUUCAGUUUUAUCAAGCAAUUCUCCUAAUAAUUCCAUCAGGCACAUUUUGCUUAACCUGAAUUUGAACAAUAUAUUCUAAUAGUUCGUAGCUUAUUUCCAUAUGUUUAAAGAAUAUGGUUAUGUAUAUUUACAUAAAAUAUAAACCAAAUUUAAAUCUGUAACAUAAUUGGGUUUGGAGAUACUGAUAUGAAAUGUAACCCCCCCCCACCCCCAUCCCCCACUUUAAAAAAACAACUAAAAGUACAAAUUUCAAUCACCCUUGAAAUGUAAAAAAAACAAAGUGGUAAAAUAAAUAGUUCACAUAUUUAUUUUAUAUUAACCACAUAGUUUUCCCAAAAAUUGAAAAAUAUUGCUUGAUAAGCAUUUUCCUAUUUUAACUAUUUUUUUACAUUAAGUUCCUUUUUUUCUGUAAUAAUUGUAUUAAUUUAUUUUUUAAAAUUUUUUGGACUGAAAAAAAUUACAAUUUAUCAAAUGUUUAAUUUAAUAAGCUUAAUUUGUGUGUGGUGUGUUAAAUUACUAAGUUAAAAAUCAAUUUAAUUAUAAUUAAAAAAAAAAAAAAUUAAAAAAACACCAUCAGUUUUGUAAAGUGGUUAAAAUCCCCCCAAAAAGGUUACUGCUGGUGAUUUUCAGGCCGUUUAAGCCAUUAUAAUUUAUUUGGAUUUAAUCAUUAGACCAUACGAUCCUCAUAACUUAAAGUGACACUAUAACAAUGGUUUGAUAAUAACGAGAUAAAAAGCAUUUUAAAAUUUUAAUUUUAACUAUAUUUAUAACAGAAUGCCUUUUAUUUCAAAUACAAUCUCACAUUGAGGUUUAUACUAAAUAAACACAGAUGACAGUGUUGUGUACAUCUCCUUUUAUUAAGACACUUUGGGAAAACCCUAAGAUCCGGUAUCUUAAUGUUGCUGUCAAUCUGAUAUAAAAAUAUUUUUUUUACUUAACCUUCAAAUUGUUAUGUACCCUUGUAUGGUUUUAAAAAUUUAAUCUGUUUUAAGAUUUAGCUCGCGAAAUGAAAAUUAUGUAACAAAGGACUGAAAACAAGUAUAGGCCUACUGGUUGUUGAAUUAUCCAAAAAUAAUUUAAUUCAAUGUCAAACCCCCAUUUCUGUCCAUGUGAUACUAAUGCCUUUAAUUUAGAGAAUGGACACUGGAAAUUUUGGAUGCGACCACAGCACUCUGUCAUGCAACAUUAACAACAUUAUCUAUAGUGAGCCAGUUCAAUGUUCAUACAUGAACACCUCUAUCAUACAACAAUAUUUCCUAUGGUUAGUGAGACAGUUCAAUGUUCAUACAUGAACACCUCUAUCAUACAACAAUAUUUCCUAUGGUUAGUGAGACAGUUCAAUGUUCAUACAUGAACACCUCUAUCAUACAACAAUAUUUCCUAUGUUUAAUGAGCCAGUUAAAUGUUAAUACAUGAAUACUCAAUCAUACAACAAUAAUAUUUCCUAUAGUGAGCUAUUUUAACACAUGAAUCACUCUAUAAAACAAGAAUGCUUUUUCUUGUUGUGAGCUAUUUUAAUGCAUGAACCACUCUGUCAUAAAACAAUAAUAUUUCCUAUGGUUAGUGAGUCAGUUAAAUUUUAAUACAUGUACCCCUCUAUCAAACAACAGGAACAACAUUUUCUCAAAUAAGUUAUUUGCUUCUACGGCUGCAAUUGUUCUCAAACUCAACCUGAGAAGUACCCCUAAGUAUCUCCAAUGGCAGAAGAAUCAGAACAAGAAAAAAGAGAAAAGAAUUAUAAAAUUAAUGAGUAUAUGGUCAAGGCAACCGAUAUGACGGACGCAAUGAGAGAUCAGUCAGUGAGAAUUAUCUCCAGCAAUGUCAGGUACUACAAAGAACCACAGGUAUGGACAAUGAACACCAUAUGUUCAAAUUAGUUUUUAACAAUUGAUUGAACUUUUUAAUGCAAAACAAACAAUUAUACAUACAAUAUUGCCAGUUGAACAACUGGACAGUAGUGGCAUGCAAACAAUUGUACAGCAUCUGCAUUUCAAAAGUUAUUUAUUUUUGGCAUUUCAACAGUUAUUUAUUAUUUGCAUUUCAACAGUUAUUUAUUAUUGGCUUUUCAACAGUUAUUUCUUAUUUGCAUUUCAACAGUUAUUUAUUAUUGGCAUUUCAACAGUUUUUCAUGAUGGCAGUAAAAAAUACAAUGUACCGUAUUGGCAGUUGAUCAGCCAAUUCAAUGGCAUCGGUGUCAACUCCUAUGUUCUACUGGAUUGGUUAAUUCGUUAAGUUCUUUCACACGUUGAAAUAUGUAAUACUAAUAUUGAAUAAACUCAGGUCCUUUAACAUAAUUAAUGUAACUUAAAUAUCUCAUUAUUAACAUAAUGCAUAUAAUCAUAUAGCGCAGCUCGCUAUCAGACAUAAAUAAAAAACAUCCUACUUCUACAAAGUUCCAUAGGCAUUGGGACUGCUGCAUGACUAAAACUUAUGUCACAGUCUAGAGUCUAGACUCUAGACAAUAGGUCACAAUCAGCAUAUAAAUAGGUCACACAGUCAAGCAAGGGAAGAGCCUUCACACAGUCAAGCAAGGGAAGAGCCUUCACACAGUCAAGCAAGGGAAGAGCCUUCACUAACUAUUAAACCUCUCAAAAACUCACACGUGCUAAUGAAACAUAAUAAAUAAUAAUAUUCAAUCGCAACAAUAAUAUGGAACUCCCAUACUCGACAAUCGCAGUGGAAUAUAAAAUAAGGAGCCUACAUAAUAUAGGAUUUUGGAUAAAUAUUGGUCCACAUUACUGGGAUUCAAAAAAGCUCUUUGUGUCAUUACUUCUCUUCGUUUCAUUACUUCUCUUUGUGUCCUUACUUCUCUUCAUGUCAUUACUUCUCUUCAUGUCAUUACUUCUCUUUGUGUCCUUACUUCUCUUCAUUUCCUUACUUCUCUUCGUGUCAUUACUUCUCUUCAUGUCAUUACUUCUCUUCGUGUCAUUACUUCUCUUCGUGUCAUUACUUCUCUUCGUGUCAUUACUUCUCUUCAUGUCAUUACUUCUCUUCAUGUCCUUACUUCUCUUCAUGUCCUUACUUCUCUUUGUGUUCUUACUUCUCUUCGUGUCAUUACUUCUCUUCGUGUCAUUACUUCUCUUUAUGUCAUUACUUUCAUUCACUUUAAAAAAUAGAAAACCUGCAUUUUUAAAAAUGACACUAUGGAAUUGAAGUUUUUUUUAAAAAUAUGACUUUACUUGAUUGUUGGAUAAAAAAAACGAAGUGUUCCGAGUUAAGCUUGCCCAGGGCACCAGCAACCGUAGGGCCACCCCUACUCAUUUAUAAUGUGGUUCUCAGAAUAUUUAUAGCAGAUAGAAAAGCCAUUAUAGUUAUACAAAUGGCUCUUUGCAUUGAAAAUAAAGUUGCCAACUCCUGGACCAAAUGGAGUGGAGUUGUUUGAGUUGUGCCAACUCCUGGACCAGAUGGAGUGGAGUUGUUUGAUUUGUGCCAACUCCUGGACCAGAUGGAGUGGAGUUGUUUGAGUUGUGCCAACUCCUGGACCUGAUGGAGUGGAGUUGUUUGAGUUGUGCCAACUCCUGGACCUGAUGGAGUGGAGUUGUUUGAGUUGUGCCAACUCCUGGAUCAGAUGGAGUGGAGUUGUUUGAGUUGUGCCAACUCCUGGACCUGAUGGUGUGGAGUUUUUUAAAUUUAGCCAACUUGUUAUAUCACAGGUAAACAUAGUUACGUUAAUGGGACUUCACAAAGUCUCGUUACAUGACAGAUAUAAACUACAUAGUUACAUUAUUUGGAGAGUCGGUUUAAUUUUUCAUUAAAUUUUUGUGGCCUAGAUUUAAAUAAUACUAUCCACUCAAUAUUCUUAAACCUACAUAGACUUAUUCACUAAAUCCUUGUAUAUGUUAAUUAUUUUAUUAAUUAAAAAGAAAAAAGUUAAGUGACAUCCAGAAAAUGACAUCACAUUUAAUGUUGUUUUUUAAAUUAAUUUUUUUAAAUUGUGGGCGGGGGAGGUCAAGAAUUGCUGACGAUGUAUUAUAAGGAUGUCUAAGUUCUGUGACUAUUGGGGGGGGGGGGGAAUAAUUAGGUUUUUUUUUCUUCCGAAAUUUGUUGAAAAUUGCUGUCAUUUAUGGUUGGCCCCAUUGCUGACGAUGUAUUAUAAGGAUGUCUAAGUUCUGUGACUAUUGGGGGGGGGGGGAAUAAUUAGGUUUUUUUUUCUUCCGAAAAUUGAUGAAAAUUGCUGUCAUUUAUGGAUGGGCCCCUAAGUUUGACAUAGAUUUAAAAUCAUUCUUCCUUGGUGUUUUCAUCAGUUGAUAGCCAAGGGCGUCAAGGAGGAUUUUGACAAAAAGUUCAAGUACAACUGGCAUUGCGUGGUCGGCGCAGAUUUCGGCAGCACGGUGACCCACGAGGGCAGUCACUUCCUGUUCAUGUUUGUCGACACGUUGGCCGUGCUCGUCUUCAAGACCAGAGAAUGAAACACCUUCGACCCGCAGUGCGAAAUACCCUUCACCAGAUACCAUCAUCUGACUCCUUUGGCCCGCAGUAUGAAACACCCUUCACCAGAGUCACCAGACACCAUCAUCUGACUACUUUGGCCCGCAGUAUGAAACACCCUUCACCAGUUUCCCCAGACACCAUCAUCUGACUACUUUGGCCCGCAGUACGAAACACCCUUCACCAGAGUCACCAGAGUCACCAGACACCAUCAUCUGACUAUUUUGGUCCGCAGUACGAAACACCCUUCACCAGUUUCUCCAGACACCAUCAUCUGUGAUGAUAUGCACCAAAAGAUUUCUUUAAAACUCCAGAGGGACAUGAUUCUGCAACUGUGGUGAAUGACAUUUACAAUUGUGGUGAAUGACAUUUACAAUUGUGGUGAAUGACUUUUACAAUUAUGGUGAAUGACAUUUACAAUUGUGGUGAAUGACAUUUACAAUUGUGGUGAAUGACAAUUACAAUUGUGGUGAAUGACCUACAAUUGUGGUGAAUGACAUUUACAAUUGUGGUUAUGACAUUUAAAACUGUGGUGAAUGACAUUUACAACUGGUGAAUGACAUUUACAUUUGUGGUGAAUGACACAGCUGUGGUGAAUGACACUUACAACUGUGGUGAAUGACACAACUGUGGUGAAUGACACAGCUGUGGUGAAUGACACUUACAACUGUGGUGAAUGACACAGCUGUGGUGAAUGACACAGCUGUGGUGAAUGACACUUACAACUGUGGUGAAUGACACAGCUGU
Molecule: messenger RNA, 7998 nt
Organism: Lymnaea stagnalis (great pond snail)
Lineage: Eukaryota; Metazoa; Mollusca; Gastropoda; Lymnaeidae
Source: the annotation of a GenBank genome assembly